UCCUGGUCCUGGUCCUCACUGUGAUCUGCGGGAUGCCUGUGGACUCAGAUUCAGUCCAGAAAACCGUCUCAGCUGUUGAAGGACAAACUGUCUCUCUGCCGUGUGAAGCUACGAACGAUGAGACCAUCAGAGUGGUGGAGUGGACCAGACCGGACCUGAAGGACCAGCCUGUUCUGUUAUACAGAGACGGACACUUUGAUCCAGAUAAUCAUCCUUCUUAUCGGAAUCGAGUGGAUCUGAAGGACGUGAAGGACGGAGACGUGAGUCUGAUCCUGAAGAACGUGACCUUCAAUGACCGUGGGACAUUCGAGUGUUACGUCAUCCAAGGAGGAGAACAGUCCAGAAAGAAGAGAUCUGAAGACACCGAGUCCCUCAGCUUGGUCUCUCUCUCAGUGUUUCCUCCUCCAGGAGACCCAGGAGGACGAGGAGGGGAUGGAGGACAUGUUGGUCUGAUUGUUGGUGUGACUGUAGCUGCUCUGGUUGUUGUUGGUGUUGUGAUGCUUCAAAGAUACCUGAAGAAUCAGGUCGUCUCCGAGACACUGACUGCAGGCUGUGGACUCUCCGUCUUCCGUGGUGGAGACGCUGGAGACCCAGGAGGACAGACUGGACUCUGAAGCCCGUCACACAGUCCAGGGACCCUGCUGCUG
Salarias fasciatus (jewelled blenny) is the source of this 647-nucleotide messenger RNA. Its product is annotated as coxsackievirus and adenovirus receptor homolog. The transcript is spliced from 3 exons. Gene Ontology annotation, biological process: regulation of cytokine production; T cell receptor signaling pathway. Gene Ontology annotation, cellular component: external side of plasma membrane. Bases 33 to 614 code for a protein of 193 amino acids. The record is from RefSeq and is a predicted model, not a curated record. NCBI's taxonomy places the organism in Eukaryota, Metazoa, Chordata, Actinopteri, Blenniiformes, Blenniidae. Gene Ontology annotation, molecular function: signaling receptor binding.